Messenger RNA from Eriocheir sinensis (Chinese mitten crab), 1304 nucleotides. Its product is annotated as oplophorus-luciferin 2-monooxygenase non-catalytic subunit-like. Gene Ontology annotation, molecular function: protein binding. Bases 42 to 1091 code for a protein of 349 amino acids. NCBI's taxonomy places the organism in Eukaryota, Metazoa, Arthropoda, Malacostraca, Decapoda, Varunidae. Gene Ontology annotation, cellular component: extracellular matrix. The transcript has 3 exons. The record is from RefSeq and is a predicted model, not a curated record.
GGCGGUGGGAGUGGCCAGGUCAGUGCCUCGCCUCCUCCACCAUGUCGCUGCUCCGGUCACUCUUGUCCCUGAUGGUGGUGGUCUGCGCCGCACCUCUCUGUGCGGCGGAGUGGCCCUGUCCGCUCGACAGUGCUAUUUACCCCUGCACAUGCGCCACUACCGCAAGAUAUGAAAUAAACGUGGACUGUUCCAACGUCCAAUCCAGUGACCAGCUGGCAAGGGUAUUCCAAACGCCGUUCGCCUUCCAUGACUUGAAUCGACUCACCAUCGAGCCCGUUGUUCCUUACGAGUCCCUGCUAGACCUGCCUGCUGGAGUGUUCGGUGACGUGAGCUUCAACGAGAUUGACAUCACCAACACGGUCAUCCACACGGUGGAGGAAGAGACGCUCGUCAACUCCCACAACACGCUGGUGCGCCUUAACAUGGAGGAAAACAAGAUCAGUUGGUUCCCCUUCGAGACGUUGAAACUGUACGUGCAACUGACAGAGCUCGACUUGUCGUACAACAAUUUUUCCGGGGUCAUGCCGGACAUCGAGAUGGAAGCUCUCAUCUCCCUCGACUUAUCCGGCAACACGGGCUUCACACUCACCCAGACGGUCUUCAUAGGCUCUCCCUAUCUGGAGGUUCUGCGCCUCAACGACAUGGGUCUGGGGGACACGACGCCGCCCAACGUGUUCCUCACGCUCAAGAACCUGAGGACGCUGUACCUGCAGAACAACGGCAUCCCGGGGACUCUCAUCGAGGACUUCAUCAACACACAGCUUCAGCCGCUCACCGCCGUGCACUUGGACGGGAACUUCCUCUCCCAGAUCCACCCGCUGUCCUUGACGGGACUGAACGACAAGGGGACCAUCUCCUUUAGGAACAACUUGAUCGUGUACUUGACGCAGGAGAGAUGGGAAGGACUCGUGUCUCGGCUCACCGUAGACGCCAUCGACUUGAGAGAGAACCCGCUGGAGUGUGGCUGUGACAUGGCGUGGCUGGUUUUCGACUCGUCAGCCAUGGCCGUCUUUAAUAGCGGGACCACGUGUUGGAACGGGGACCUGGUUAUGGAUGUCUCCGUGCAGUGGUACCUCGAUCACUGCACGUGAAGCCCCAACCAACGCGCCAUCCGGUCGUUACCUGUGCACCGCUGCAGCCUUUGGCACAGUCCCUAACGGCCACUGUGUGUCUCCUAUCCCACAGUUUCUAAUACACUUAAACGUGUCUGUGAAUUAUUUCCUUGUCUUUUUCCAUUCACUUUGGCCUUGAUCUUCAGGAGAUUCCGUCGUAUAUAUUGUUCAAAUAAAGCUGUGUUUUUCUUA